Messenger RNA from Metarhizium brunneum ARSEF 3297, 2583 nucleotides. RefSeq lists its product as uncharacterized. The record is from RefSeq and is a predicted model, not a curated record. NCBI's taxonomy places the organism in Eukaryota, Fungi, Ascomycota, Sordariomycetes, Hypocreales, Clavicipitaceae.
AUGUCUCGAGAAGCCGCAAGCACUCCGCGGCCGGGAGUGAGCCCUAUGCACAUUACGGAGCACCAUGAUGAAGAGCAGAAAAUUUGGUGCCAAGUUGAUGUGCAACGCCAAAACCGGUACUAUGGUAAACUGGUUGUCUCGAGCCUGCACACCGAUGGUGGUGAGCUGGUGCGAGCCAACCAGUUUCUCAGCGUUGUGUUUCUGUCGCCGACGGAUGUUGCGGCAAGGGACUUUUCGUCUUCCACGGCUGUGAAAAUCACGCCGCAGAUGAUCAACGAGCAGAUUGACGCCAACACGGUCCGCGUAACCGCACGACUACAACUCGUAGAAGCAUACGUAUUCCAAGACCACGAAAUGUUUGAAUUUGGCGUCUAUGACGACGUGGGCCAAAAUCCUGAUCUGUACAAAGAAUCGUUAGUGCUGGGAGCCGAUCGAACACCCAGCGGGUGCGUUAUCAUCCAUUGCGAGCCCGCCCCGGACGAGCGCCUCGCAAACUGCAUGCAAACGAUAUGUUUCUGCGAGGGCAAGCGAGUACAGACAGUCUCGGUGCCUCUGGGCCAAGAAACGCAAUGCGAGAUAGCUGUCGGCUCGUACACCGACGUAAAGGCUCUCAAGCUCACGGCCGCGGAUGACACGGCGGUCGGGCAGCCUCAGGCCUCGACUCAUGCUCUGAGAGUCGAGGACGGUGGAAUGAAACACGUCGACAUACGCUACGACCACGUUGAGCACUUCAGUACCAUAGAUGUGACGGUUGGGAACAUUAGGCCCCUUGAGAGGGAAAGAUUCCAUAUUCGAAUCCAGAGGAACGGCGCUGAAGUCGCCAGCAACUGGAGCCCGUGCGACCAUAAGACUCGGUUCUCGGAACUGCCGCAGGAGGGCGACGUGUCCGUCAGUGUCGAUGCGACGACGGUAAACAAUUACGAAUUCUCCUUCAAGCCCCGCGAUUUGAAGCUGUCCUCUAGGUUGGACUCGGCCUCGUUCCCCCAAGCCGAUGCUGUAACCGGCAUUGACACCACUGGCUUCAUAAGCCUACCUAUUGUGGUCAAGACUAGUAUUGUGGAAUCCGGUCUGACUUUGUUUGUGCGAUUGCGUUCCGAGACGUUGAUCUACACGCAAACAGUCCCGGUCAGGGACGGCCCUGUGUCGCUCGCCGUCAAAGUACAACCAGGGCAGUAUACAGUCGAGGCCCCGAGCUUCGUCUGCAGCGGCAUCGUCUACGUCGUCACCGCGGAAGCCUCGCUCACAGUCCUGGAUUGCGGCUCGACCAAGCUGGAGGUGCGGGUGCAGCGCGGCGCCAAUCUCAAAGUCUGCGGCUUCCCAGACGUGUUGGGUUUCGGCGGCUACGCCGACCUGGUCGACGGCAACAAGGACGACUUUGUCGAGGCGAAAGCGUCGUCCGUGUUUGCAUAUGCCGGCCUUGACCACGAUGGCGAUCCCCUCCAGCGCCUGACAGAGGCCGAGGAGCGGCGCGCCACGUGGGAAACCAUUCAGCUUGCACGGGCUGUGGAACGAGAGCUCGGCCAUGGGAAGCCGGUUCUGCCCGUCAUGGUCUCUUAUACCUGCAACUUGCAAGGGUUCCAGGUGCAAGACCGGCUGCGAAACCACGAGGACUGGCUCGCCAACAGCUUCGCAAACCUGAUCCUGUCACUGCAGAUAACCAACAGUACCAUGGACCCCCGGCAUCCCGUGCCGGGUGGCUACAUUGUGAAUCCAGACUUUGUCAGCACCUGCCAGAGGGAGGGCCUCACAGCCAAGUUCACGAUGCCGGUGCGCGGUCCGCUUCAAUCCGCCGUCGACUAUUACAAGGUCGCUGCCGAAAUUCCCGACAGCAUCUCCGAGAACCUUGGCGGCUAUGUUGCCGCCGUCAAUUGGCUCUUCCGGACGGUCUCGCCGGCUGUGCCGUUCGGUUGGCAUGUCCAUCUCGAGGGAGCCGGUGGUCCGGAAUGGAUCUAUCGAGAUGAUGACGAUGCGGCUUCCAUGGCACAGAAGACGGGCGCCUACGCCGCCUCGCUUGGUAUCUUCGCUCACGCCGACUUUGUAGCCGUUGGCCGCCACCCAGGCGACGACUUCACCGUGCAGAGCUACGGCGUAGGCUAUUGCUACGGCCCGCGCGAGUGGCAGCGCUUCUUUGCGUUUUGCGGCGCCCUCAGUCUCAACCAGCAGGUACCAGUCCUUCCAUGGCAGGUAUCGUUGAGCCGGACGCCGCUCGUCGACGACGGAGUCGCUCAAGACUUUGAUUUCCAGCACUGGGGGACCGGGGGCAGCUAUAUUCUGGGCGACGCGGCCGUGGGCUCGAGCUACCACAACGUUCACCCCAGCAUCCUCCAGCUCAAGUUCACCCUUCCGUACAUGGGGGAAGACGGGAGACGCAUCUUCAUUCGUGCAGAGCCUUUUGAUCUGACCGAGCCAGCCGUGAAGGACUUGCUUCUCUGCGGCAUCUUCACAGUCCUCGUGGGCGGACCUUCUACGACUGGCAUCAUCGCGGCCAGCUUCGGCAACCGGGGGCCGUGGGUGCGGAAGAAGCUGAAGGCGUACGGAGAGAAUCCGAUUCGCUUGACAACUAUCGGCACGGGAGUGAACUAA